GCGCGCGCUUUGUGUACGUGCUGGGCAUGGCGGAGGGAGCUCGUGUGCGUGCGAGCUAGGGGACGUCUCCGCGUUCGCGGGUCUGCUUUGGGGUAGGCCAGAGCUCCCUUUCCGCGGUGCGGAAAGUCGACCUCACCUCAGGCCUGGAGGCUUUGCCCGGCUGGUGGGCUUUCCUGCAGUGUGUUGGGGGGUUUGCCCUGGUCAAGUUGAUCCCGCGUUGAAGGAAGCAGCCUCAGUGGACUCCUUCAGUGUCCGUGCGACAUUAAUAAAGACUACCUUAUCAAGAUGGAAUAUCCAUCAGACUCAGCCGUGAUUUUCCCUGGCACUCCUCAGGCCUGUGGGAAUCCACCAUCUCCCUAUACAAACAGCUCACGGAAGCAACCUAUGAGUGCAACACUUAGAGAAAGAUUAAGGAAAACAAGAUCUUCAUUUAAUUCCUAUUGCAGUGUGGUGAAACGUCUUAAAGUAGAGAAUGAAGAAAAUGAUCAGAUCCUUUCAGAAAAAACAGCAUCUUCAACAGAAGAAAACUGUGUGGAAUUUCAAGAAAGUCUUCAACACAUAGACAGUGAAUCUGAAGAAAGUAUGUUCUUGAAAAAUAUCAUCAAGGAUAUCAGUGCAUGUGAAUCUAAGUCACUUGAUACUGGGUCAUACAGUACUCUCCAAAAUGAUUUUGUGAAUGAGAGUCCUAAACAAGGAUUAAAGGAAGAAAGAGCAAAAUUGGUGCAGCAGAUUCAGGAGAAGGAAGACCUUCUUCGGAGGCUAAAACUAGUCAAAAUGUAUAGAUCAAAGAAUGACCUGUCACAGUUACAGUUAUUAAUAAAGAAGUGGCGAAACUGCAGCCAGCUAUUACUUUAUGAAUUGCAGUCAGCUAUGUCUGAAGAGAACAAGAAACUAAGCCUUAGUCAAUUGAUCGACCACUACGGGUUAGAUGAUAAAUUGCUACGUUAUAACAGAACUGAAGAAGAAUUUUUAGGUGUUUGAUUCAGUUUUUUUUUUUCCCCAGAAUAUCUUCUUUUGUUUGUUUUUAGUUUUUCAGUACUGGGGAUUGAAUUCAGACCCUUGAAUGCUUUCUACCACUGAGUCACAUCCUUAGUGCCUUUCCAGAAUAUCUUUGAAAACUUAAUGAGAAAUUAAUUAGCACAUUUUUAAAGGAAGAAUGAAAGCCAGCUCAGAGGAAGGUGUCUUUUUUUUUUUUUUUUUUCUGGAAGGUGUCUUGAUGAAAAUUAAAUUAGGAUACUCUAAUAUAUCAACUAAAUUCUAAAGUGGAAUUUAGUAUUUUAGAUAGAUUUGCCAAAGAAAAAUUGGUAUUUAAAGAAAUAAGGAAAAAUUUAAAUCAUGUUUGAAAGGCAAUUUGGACAAUCCUGGAAAUCAGUUGUAGUAUACUCUUUUGCUUUUGGGGCAAAAGGUUUUAUUUUCAGUGUUAAAUAGUCCAGUCUGGCAAAUGUCUAAACCUAAACUGGUCUAAAGAUGCCUGCCUCUUAUAAGUUUAUGAAUCUCAUUUCACCCAUUUACCACAACAUUCCAUCUACUAUCUCUCAGGUAAUUAAACUCAUGUCCAAAAUUAUGUUCUUUUUUUCAAAUUUGUUUCUCAUUCAUUUAGUGAAAUGACUAGCUGUUUCUCAGGAAACUACAUACUCUCAUUUCCCACAUUAAGGGAUGAUAGCUUACAAAGUCCUUCACAUUCCUCUACCACUUCAUUUGUGAAAUUAACUGGGAGGAUCUAUUCAGUUCAUAAUGACCCUCUCAGCCAGAAACAUACUUGCUACCAAGUUACAUAAUUGGACCUGUCAUCCUGGCAGUGUAGCUGGCCUAGUCCCUAAGAAUUUAGAGUGAACUCAGGGAAAGAAGACCCAUCUCUGUGGCUGGAGCUGUUUAUGUAAGCUUGGAACCAGCAGAGCCUGUUUCCCUUCAAGUGGUGUGCAGAAAAAGGUAGAGAUACGAUGGAGAAUUUUGUGGAUCUAUGGCUUCCUUGUUCUAGUUGCUAGUCAUUCCUGAGGACUUCUGGAAUUUCUGCUUCCGUACCCUUUCAAGGACUAAAACUGCUUAGUUAGAAAAAGAAAAGUAUUUCCUUACUAGUUGGUAAACAGCCACUACUCUGAGCCUGCCCCCAAAAGUACCCCACUCAGCCCAGUCCCUCUUCUUAGUCUAACAACUUUUUAUUUAUCAUUUUUACAUUAACUCACGUGUAUACAUUGUUUGGGCCACC
Messenger RNA from Castor canadensis (American beaver), 2206 nucleotides. RefSeq names its product SWI5 dependent homologous recombination repair protein 1 (gene Sfr1). The record is from RefSeq and is a predicted model, not a curated record. NCBI's taxonomy places the organism in Eukaryota, Metazoa, Chordata, Mammalia, Rodentia, Castoridae. Gene Ontology annotation, biological process: positive regulation of DNA-templated transcription; double-strand break repair via homologous recombination. Gene Ontology annotation, cellular component: Swi5-Sfr1 complex.